GUCCCUCUUCCACCAAUGUCUGAGUCUGAGCUCUCUCGAAUAUCUGUCGAACAUCUUUCACCUCGAUAUCAUCCUUCACUCUCCGAUCAUGCUCCUCCAUUCUCCCUUAUCCUGCUCUUCCCCUCCUGUAUCGGUCUGCCCUCUUGGGCUAUCCAUUCCAACAACCAUGUCCAUCCUGACUCUCCCCUCCUCGCACAUCUCAGCCUCGUUCCCAAUCCCAAUCCCAACCCCACGUGUAGCAAUGCGAACCUCUAAAUUGACAACUCACUCGGGAAUGCUGCAAACAAAUGCCACUGCCACUGCCACGGUCACUCCCUCACUCAUUCACGCCCACCACACGCGUGCACUGGUGACGAUGAUUCACCGUCGCAGACCUACAUCUACAUCUAGUAGCCGGCAGCCUGUUGACUCGGGUUGAAAAGGAAUACUUUCAUGGUCACCUGGAGACAUCCUCACUCGCGCCCGUCGAGGAUUUAUUUUGAGCAGACGCAGGGUCC
Molecule: messenger RNA, 497 nt
Organism: Mollisia scopiformis
Lineage: Eukaryota; Fungi; Ascomycota; Leotiomycetes; Helotiales; Mollisiaceae
Exons: 2
Coding region: 89-418 (109 amino acids)
Source: RefSeq, a predicted model, not a curated record